CAUUUCGAUCGUGCUGAAAGCAAAACAGUGGCCGUAAUUUUCGUCUGUGCAACCAAAACAGAAUGUGGUUCGAAAUUUUGCCAUCGUUCGGCAUUAUCACGACCGUUCUUGCCUUGCCGGGAUUCGCACUUUACGGCCUGCACAAGCUAACGCUGGGAAAUGCUUACCGGCGCAAUACCGAUGAAAGGUGGGAACGCCUCAUGUACACCCGAGACAUGCGACUAACCGGUAACCCGUACCAGUGCAACGGCCUGGAAACGAUUUCAGAUAAAUAAUGGACCGCGGAACACAGGAUCGGGAAAGAGUGUUGUUACCUUUGAUGCUGAUUGGUGUAGAAUAAAUAGGCCGCGAAAGGUUA
Molecule: messenger RNA, 358 nt
Organism: Anopheles bellator
Lineage: Eukaryota; Metazoa; Arthropoda; Insecta; Diptera; Culicidae
Gene: ND-MWFE
Exons: 3
Coding region: 63-275 (70 amino acids)
Source: RefSeq, a predicted model, not a curated record